AUGGGUGUUGAUACCCGCCGUCCAGUGCUGCCCGCCCCCACAGACUCCGUGGUCGAUACGGCCGGCAGUGCGACUGCAACCGAUCUUGCAACUGAUGUUUCUCGACGCACAGAUAAAAGUUCCUACUCCAUUCCAGACGACGGGAGUCCCAUUACCAUCUCGACGCGGCGACGGUCGCAUAAGCAUGAGGGCGACGACUCCAAGCUCUCUCGCUCGUCCCAUCGGUCGCAGACCUCUCUCCUCAUCGAGUAUUUCGAAGGAGGCAAGGGUUCAGGAGGCCUGACUUCCAGACCUAGCGUCCGAGUAAAGGUCACCCCGUCUGCGGCCAGGAAGCUGCGAGAUCAGAGCGACCAUAUCCAGAUUAGUGAAACCAGCGGGAAAAAGGCCUUGUAUACCCGCCGUAUCUCCCUCGGCCCCCCGUCGAAGCAGAAACACGCGACAGAUGGUGGCGACGACCAGAGUGUCAGCUCGGAGGAGCACGGCACCCAGCAGCGUCGUCCACCGCUAGAGAUCGAGUUUGUCGAUCGCGAUCAGAACAGCGAACUGUCCAAUGACCGGUACUUUCAGCCGGCGUCUGAGAUCUCUUCCAUGCCUCCGGAUAGUAUGCUGGAAGGGUCGCUGGCUUCUCCCGCCCCACGGCGCAAGCGAAGCCAGAGCCUGGAUCAGGGGGAGCCUCCUGCGGAAGCGAGUGACCUGCUCAAAGCCCCUUCUCGCCGGCGAAGUCGUAGUCUCAGUCGAGAGAGGAUCGCCUACAAGGUGGCCCAGAAGCUGAACAGCACCGCUGGUGAUGUCUCCAGCAGCACCCGCAAGCGUUCAGAGAAGAGUCGAAGCCGGGGCGAAAGUAAGGAGCUCUUGGAAACGGACUCCAAGUCUCUCAGGAAGCGAUCCCACCGACAUCACGACGAAGAGCCCCCCAGUGUGGAGUCCAGCCUUCUGAGCGGCUCUGCGGUAUCUUCUCGCCACAAGUCCGGUGAUCAGUAUUCCUUCCGCUCUUCCCGGUCAUCGCUCAACAACCCGAAACUCCUCGAGACGGUCGAAGAUGCAAUCCGCCGACUCAUCCUCCCGGAACUGAAAGAGCUCAAAAAGGACCAGAAAGUCAGCUCGAACAAGGCCAAGUUCGAACGUGACAUCAGCGCAUCUCAGGCCUCCGGGACCUCCAAGGAUGAGCUGGGACGGCAGUUGUCGAAGCACUCCAGUGCUCCCGACAUCGGUAAAAGCUCCUCUAUGCUGCAUAAAACCAGCAAGGACGAAGGGCUCGUGCAGUCGGAGGAGCGCCAGAAAGAUCGCAAGGAACGAAGACGAUCGAAAGAGAAAGGGACCACCUCUCCGUCAGAGGAGAAAAUCUACGUGAGAAAGGGCUCGCUACCAGGGAAUCGACCGGAAUUAACCGAAGAGGAAAAAUUGCGACGACAGAGAAGCAAGGGCCUCCGGGACGCGGAGGCUGCAGGAAUCGUCGGCACAGCUCUUACUGCUGCAGCCCUCAAACACCAUGAUUCGAAGUCUACUCUCGACGACACCAGGGAACGUCGAAAGAGGAGAGCCAAGAGUCACACCAAAAGCGACAGCAUCAAUGAUUCUGAUACAGACUUGAUCUUCCAGAAACACAAUGUGCCGCCUAUGCCGCUGCGCAGUGAUAUCGACACCGAGCUGACUCGCGAGUCUCUUCUUUCCCAGAGGACGGAGGAAACAGAGACGCCAACUCCUCGUCCAGUACGUGAAGUGGCUCGUGGUUCUUUGGGUGAAGUCGGGUCGCCUGCUUCGAGAUCCCCCUCGCGUACCCCACCCGGACGUGAUCGUGAAAAGAGUAGCUCACCUCAUGCAGACGAGGAGUACGGAGGCGCCACGGGUGACAUUGCUGCUGCAGCGGCCGCGAAUCUUUUGGGCGGUCAUCCACACCAUGACGGUCCACGUGCCCUGAGUCCUAUUCAGAGCGUCGCAAGCGACCAUGACCAGCACGAGGCAGAACUCGACAAGCAGACUGACCAGUCUAAUCGAUACUCCAUUGACUCUCUGUCUUCCGCACCCAGCACGGACCUAGCGAGAUCCAUCCGACAGAAUCAGGAGAGUAGAAAGCUCGGCUACGAAGAAGAGUCGCGGAGAACCACCGAGUCGGAAGUUGAGGAUGAAAGCGAGCAUUCGGGAGAGGACGAGGCGUCUCACGACAGCGAACCAAGGAUUGAUGAGAAACACAUGACCAACUAUACUGAUGACAGCCUCGAUGCACCACCUUUCUUGGACAAAGGUAACAACACUGGGCGGCAGGUGUCUGAAGGAGUCGGGGCCAAUCCCGAAUUCGUCCAUCCGCCCGUCGCGGUCGAGUCCGCGGUUGCCUCGCUGCUCGAUCCCUCCGUCCUUGAUGCAAACCCGACUCAGUCGCAGGCUGAUUCCCUCAACCGAUCCGCUCCUGGUAGUCCCCAUCUCGGCGAAGCUCCAAGCCGAAGCUUACCAGAAAGUGGUCGAGGCAGCCCGCUCAAGCAACAACAUGAUGCCAACAGUCCUGACGAGAAAUCUUUUACCAAGAGGAUUGGUGCCACGUCUCCGCCUCAGAGUGUUACGCAGUCAGAUGAAGAAAACGACGAACAGGGUGAACAAUAUCUCCCUGACACUCCUGGUGCGGAAGCAGAGGAUCGCCAUGCCCCUGAGGUUGAAGAUGUUCCGGAUUCCGAAUCUGAGAUCAAUACGAAUCCUUCGAUUAUCCAAGGCCCCAUCGGCGGUAUUCCUCACGAAAAUCGAGACCACUGGCCGUUCAAUCCGACACCGCCUCAACUGCAAGACAUGAACUUACCUCCCCAACACGACAGCAGCGGUGUGGCCUACAACCAGCCUUACUCCCAGCCUCCUUACGGAAACGCAUUUGCUGCAGAUGCCUACGCAAGAGAUAAUUACAUGGAUGGACGUAUCUUUUCUACCCCUCCGGGAGCGAAAGAUGAGGGCUACAUCUCCGCAGCUAAUCCAAUGUCCCCGAGCAACGCGACUCCGGAGCCCCGCAACAAAGGCUUCAGCACUCUGGACACUAACCCUCUUGUUCUUUUUGACAACCCCCCUCACGAUGACGACCCGUUCGCGACGCCCGGGCAACAGCGGCACUUCAGCGGCUAUUCCCAUGGAAUACCGUCUCCUCUGUAUGAUGGCGCCACGGGAAGAGGCAUUGAGAGCAUUCAAUCCAAAGACAUAAUUGCUUUGAUGGAGCAUCUUACCGUCCGUGAUGCGCAACGCAACGCCAGGGACACUGAGAUUCUCGUGACCCUGGUGCGGAGUGCGGCCGAGAUGCGCAACUCCUUUGAAGACAUGAAGAGGUUCAUUGCUCAACAGGAUGAAAUGCUCAUGCAGGCGAACGACAAACAGCACGAGCGUACCCAACGAGUCAUCGGUGGUCCGCGUCCACAACCUCCUUCCAAAUCCUCUCGUCACGCGUCCACGGACGAUUAUGGGGAAGACGUGCAAUCGAAGCGGAGAAAUGUGUUCCGACGGGCGUUGAAGAGUUUGAGCCUGAAGUCCUCCAACGACCUGAGCAAGAUCGAGUACAUGCUCGAACAACUCCUUGAUGAAGUCGAGGCGCUACGGGCGGCUCAGGAGGGGCGAAGCGUGGGAGCGGGAACUAAGCCAGGAAGCAUCAACUCCAACGCUCAGACUGGAAACUCAUACCAGGAUGGCUACGAGCCUGAAGGCCAAGCAGGCACUUCUUCCACGGGCCAAUCCGGGUACACUUCCAACUCGUCCCGGCCAAUUCCCGAGAACCGUGGUCUGAGUGCGCAGAGAGGACCCGAGAAUCGCGUCAGCACUGUCCCCGAGGGAGACGAAGAAGGCGAGACUUACGAGCACGAGCAACCGCUGCUGGAACGGGACGUCCCAUACGACGACCGCUUGCCGCAUCAAGAGGAACGGGGAGUUUCUGAACCUGCUGCGACUCCUCCGCGCGUCACGGGUGCUGUGAGCAACGAGACGACACCGAGGAAGUCCGAGGGAAAGUCCCGGAAGCAUAAAUCAAGCAGCUCGUCGUUCUUCCCCAAGAUCUCGCGCUGGUCCAAGACGACUGCGUCCUCGGUGGGCGAGAAUAUCCGCAAUACUAUCCAGCCUGGGCGCAAAGAACGACCUCUGUCUGAGGGAUCCCGCUCUGGUGUGGACCUUUUGCAGCAGGGCCCCUACAACACUGCGGACUACUAUGACCCGAACGGGGAUGAUAGGCUUCGGUCCAGGUACACGCUGGAUGAGCAGCAGCAGGAGCAGCAGGAGAACCGCCCACCAUCUCCUCUUGUUCCUUCACAGGUGUCUGAUGAUCCCAAGUAUCGAGCCCACCGGGACAGCUUGAACCUGCAGCAUCCACAACCACGACAAGGACCCACGGACCGGUUUCAGUCUCGUCUGGAGUCGCAGGCCCAGAACUUUGUGAACCCGGUUUCUCCCAACUCGGACGCGUGGGGAUCCAACUCGAGUCUCCCUCAGAUGAGUGCGACAGGCAAUCGAUACGGCAGUGGCGGUCGUCUGACGCCCAUCUCGGAUGCCGGGUAUUCGGAGACGGGCUCCCUGGUGGACCGGCAGAAUGCUCCGCCCAGGCCUCCUAAGAUCAAGGAUGACGGUCCGCUGGUUCCUCAGCGACCCCCCAAGAUCAAGGAAGGCGAACAGCCGAGCUACACGGAGCGGUUUGCUUCUCACCAGCCGCCUCAGCGCAGACCGACGGGGCCUCGUCCGAUCACGAGUUCUGGGCGAUACAGCCCUGCGAAUAUGAGGCGGCAGCGUUAUCGAGGAAGUCCGACCCAGAUUGACUAUGGGGAUGAGGAGUACUGA
Rasamsonia emersonii CBS 393.64 is the source of this 4785-nucleotide messenger RNA. RefSeq lists its product as uncharacterized. The coding region runs from base 1 to 4785 and encodes 1594 amino acids. The record is from RefSeq and is a predicted model, not a curated record. The transcript has 3 exons. Lineage: Eukaryota; Fungi; Ascomycota; Eurotiomycetes; Eurotiales; Trichocomaceae.